AUGAAUAAAGAUUUUCGAGAAGCUGAAAGAAUUUAUCUCGAACAGAAUGCAUUAGAUGAAAUUAUUGAAAUUUAUCAGCAAAUUGGCAAAUGGGAUGAAGCAUUUGAGUUAGCUCAAUCACAAAAUCAUCCAGACUUGGAAACUGUUAAAGCACGAUACUAUCGUUAUUUAUUUGAUACAGGUCAGGAUGGAAAAGCUGCACAAAUAUCAGAACGUGAUGGUGAUUUGCUUGUUGCAAUUGAAUUAUAUUUGAAAGCUGGUUUGGUCAUUCAAGCUGCUCGUAUCCUUUUGCAAAAUUCAAAACUUUUAUUUAAAGAUGAUUUAGUACAAAAUGUUAUUACAGCAUUGAUACAAUCUGAUCAAUUUGAAAAAGCUGGUGAAUUAUUUGAAGCAAUAAAAAUUUUUGAACAAUCAUUGGAAAAUUAUCAAAAAGGAAAAAAAGUGGAAAAAACAAAAGCACUUGAAGCAUCAAUUAAAGCAAAACAAUGGAGUAGAGCUGCACAAAUUGUUGAUGUAAUUGAAGAUAGCGAACUGGCAAAACGAUACUAUGGCAAAAUUGCUGAUCAUCAUGCAAGUAUUGGUGAUCUUGAGCGAGCUGAAAUGUUAUACAUUGAAGCAAAAAUGCAUCGAGAAGCAAUCGAAAUGUAUAAUAAAGCUUCCCGAUGGGCUGAUUCAUAUCGGUUAGCUACAGAAUUUAUGGGAGUUGAGAGUGAUCAAAUGUAUGAAGAAUUAGCACAAACAAUGGAAAAUAGUGGUCGUUUAAAGGAUGCAGAGCAGCUAUAUAUUGCAAUUGGACAAGUUAAUAAUGCUAUUGCAAUGUAUAAGAAAACAGAUCGAAUUGAUGAUAUGAUAAGAUUGAUGGAAAAAUAUCAUAUCGAGAAUGUCAAAGAAACUCAUCUUCAAGUGGCAAUUGAUUUGGAGGAAAAAGGUAAUUUACGAGAAGCAGAAGAGCAUUAUUUACUUGCUAAUGAAUGGAAAAAAGCAGUUAAUAUGUAUCGUAAUGCUGAAAUAUGGAAUGAUGCUUAUAGGAUUGCUAAACAGGAAGGUGAUGAUAUGGCACAAAAACAGAUUGCAUUUUUGUGGGCAAAAAGUUUAAAUAGUGAUGCAGCAGUGAAAUUAUUGCAGAAAUUUAAAUUACUAGAUGAAUCGAUUGAUUAUGCAUGCGAAAAUGGAGCAUUCGAUUUUGCAUUUGAUUUGUGUCGUUUGGAAGCAAAAAAUCGUUUACCAUCAGUGCAUUUCAAAUUAGCACAACAAUUGGAAGAGGAAGUCCAGAAACAUUAUCUGAUGUAUACAUUCGACAAGCUCGAAUGGCAAUUGAGCAAAAAUUUUGCAUGUGCCGAAAGUUGCUUACUUCGGGCAAAUCGUCCUGAAAUAAUUUUACGAUGUUAUAAAGAAUUAGAAAUGUGGCAAGAUGCUAUACGUAUUGCUAAAGAUUAUAUGCCAGCAGAAUUAAAACAUUUAGAAGAGGAAUUUGAUCAAGUACAGCUAAAAUCUGGCGCAAAAGGUAUUUUAUCAUUUAUUGCACAAGCACGAGAUUGGGAAAGUGAAGGUGAAUAUAUUCGAGCUAUUCAAUGCUAUCUAAAAGUAAAGGAUUCAGAGACAGCUGAUACUGAUACAGUUGUAAAUGCUUUAAAACGGGCUGGAGAAUUAGCAAUAAAAUUUCUCUCAGAUGAUGUAACUUCUGCAAUUGUUGAUGAAAUUGCAGAAAUUUUCAUUCAUUUGAAACGGUUUAUUGAAGCAGCUGAAUUAUUUUUGGCAUCAAAUCAACCGGAUAAUGCUAUUAAAGCAUUCUUGCUUGGUGGACAAUGGUCAAAAGCUAAAAAAUUAGCUAUCGAAUUUGUUCCGGAUUUAGCCGAUUUUGUGGAUGAAAAAUACCGGGAAUCAUUGAAACAGCAAGGUCGAUUAGGUGAAUUAAUGGAUGUUGAUAUUGUUAGCGCUAUUGACGCACUACUGGAACAUGGUCAGUGGGAAAAAGCGCUUGAAAUAGCACAUCAACAAAAACAUCAACCAUUGUUGGAUAAAUAUGUCGCAUUAUAUGCAACCGAAUUAAUUAAACAAAUGAAAUAUGAUGAAGCAUUGAUUACAUUUGAAAAAUAUGGUGCAUCUUCAAAUUCUAACAAUUUUAACAUUUAUCAAAGACUUAUUGAAGAAGUUAUUAACGUACGUAAUAUGAACAAUCCAAACGUUUAUAGAAAAUGGGCAACUUUACGAAAUGUUCUUCUUAUGGUAUGUAAUGGUAUGAAUACUAAGAGAAGCAAAAAGAGUUAUUUAAUAGAUAUUUGGAGAUUGCUCAUUAUGGUGCAUUACGUUCAGCUAUUCUCGAAUAUACUGGAACAGAAAUAG
Brugia pahangi is the source of this 2343-nucleotide messenger RNA. Lineage: Eukaryota; Metazoa; Nematoda; Chromadorea; Rhabditida; Onchocercidae. The record is from the annotation of a GenBank genome assembly.